UGGGCCAAUGAGAUGCAUGCACUAGUGAUAUCUGAGGAACUAGCAAAUGAUGUCCUGGGAGCUGAGCUGCUUAUCAAACGUCAUGAGGAAUACAAGCGUGAGAUAGAGAAACAGUGGCUAAAAUAUGAAGAAAUACAGCGGGCAGGAGAUGACCUAAUGAGGAAUGGACAUUUCAUGUCUGUGGAGAUUGAAGAAAAACUGCUAGAGCUGUCAGAGCUGAUGAAGAAAGUAAAGGAGAGCUGGAACAUGAGGAAAGAGUUGUAUGAAGAAAACUGGGAGAUUCAAUUGCUCCGCAGAGAGCUAGAACAAGCAGAAGCAUGGCUGGCUGCCAAGGAGAGCUUUCUUUCAGACCCUAACUAUGGGGAUUCUGUGUCUGAAGUAGAGGAACUACUGAAGAAACAUCGUGACUUUGAGAACAUGCUUGCAGUUCAGGAGGAAAAAUUUGCUCAACUCAGCAGGAAAACUAAGAGGGAGAUGAAUCUUCUGAAACAGACAGAUGCAGAAGAAAGUGAGCAGAAAGAUAAAGGCAAAAUUGUACGGGUUCCCUCUCUGAAAAGAAAAACAUCUGACAAAAGGAAUCCACCACCAAAAGUGAUAGAGAUAAGGAACACAAAGCCUGUGCAAUCUGUGCAACCACCGCUCCUGUCCUGGACUCCACUUGAAACAAUUUUCUCCCCAGUUGAAAAGCCUGCAGUGGCAUUCCAACAAUUUGCUUCUGGGAAAGUCCCAGAGGUGCUGAGCAGCAAAAAAACAGAAAUGAAACCUGAGAGGAGACUCAGUGAGAUUAUCACUCCAUCUACACCAAAGACAGUGGACCCACAAGUUACGUCUUUGGCACAUCACAGUUCUUUAACCUCUCCUUUAUCUCCUACACCCAUAAGCCUGCAACGCAGCAGCAAUUUCUCAGAAUCAUAUGCCACGGGCCUUUUAUCACCUCAAGAAAAAAGUGCUGAAAGCUCCUCCUUCUCCAACCUGCAAACAAAAUUAAUGGCAACAUCACCCAAGCCAGAUCAGAAUUCAUUAGAUAAAUCACCAGAUUUACUGCUGUCAAGGUCCUCACGGGAGACACUGGAGACUGCAUCCUUGGUUUCUGCAAGUCUCCAGCAUAUGGAGGGAUUCCUAGAAAAGAGAGACCAGCUUCUUCCAGGACGACAACAGCCAGGUUCAAGGUCUUGGAAAUCCUUCUAUGUAAAACUCGAUGGACUAAAGCUUGAUUUCUAUAAUGAUGAACAAGAAGCAUCUAAGAAUAUAUCCACACUCCCAUCUCUCAGCAUUGUUGGUGCCAAAUGUGAGAGGCUGACAAACUACAUCAGGAAAGAGAACACCUUCAUGUUACGACUGAGAGAUGGGGCAGAGUAUUUCUUUUCAGCACCUUCUCCGAAGCUGAUGGAGAACUGGUUGCAGUCACUACAGAAUAAUAUAGGACAUAGAAACAGACCAGAUUCCACAGUGAUGGUGAGACCUUUCACUCCAAGCACUGAGACCUCCCAGACAAGUCUGUGGGACAGAGACUCUGCUGAAAGACUAACCAGCAAAAGUACACUCCUAAGGAGAACACCAUCUUUCAGAAUCAAACCAGAGAAGGAAUCUGCAGAAUUUUUCAGAAAUUUAAAGGAAGAUGGGACUGCAGUGACCCAAGCCUCCAUCACCACUCUGAAUCGAGAACAAAGUGGUAAUAACACAAAACUGCCUCCAUCUCUACUAGAAGAAGGAAGAGGAAAAUAACAUUUGCUUCAAUGAAAAACAGACCCUUCACCACUGUAUCUAACCUCUGCAAAUGUAUUCAUAAGUUUUAAUUUAAUCACUACCUUUGGAACUUAUUUUAAUUAGGCAUUAAAUCUGGUAAAGUCAUUAAAUAUAAUUAAAAAGAACAUCUGGGAUACUUCUGUGGAUACGACUUUGUCAUUCACCCUAUCACCUAAGUAACAUAUACUCCAAGUCACUUAAUGGAAAAAGAGAGGGAACUUUAAUCCAGACAGCUCACAUGAAGUGACUGCAAGAUGGAAGUUUGCCCAUCCACCCUCUCACUGGAACAAGCAGCAAAGUUGUAUUUAGCAGCCUUUGUUCAGUGGCUAAGACUGAGGACCAGAAGUAUAAAGACAAGGACCCACACUAGUCCUCUGAUGGUGGCUAAACAAGACGUAGAGCCUGAUGUAAAGGUGGAGAAUCAAAAGAAAAGGAAAAAAAAAAAAUUAAAAA
Molecule: messenger RNA, 2199 nt
Organism: Meleagris gallopavo (turkey)
Lineage: Eukaryota; Metazoa; Chordata; Aves; Galliformes; Phasianidae
Source: RefSeq, a predicted model, not a curated record